ACUCGGUCAAACUCACCAAGAAACUAGAGAGAGAGAGAGAGAGAUGAUCGCAGACAGAGCCGAAGACGAAGAGAAAUGGCUUGCCGCCGGGAUGACCGGUCUACAGCAGAACGCAUUCCACAUGCAUCGCGCUCUGGAUUCGAACAAUCUCCGAGACGCGCUAAAAUAUUCCGCUCAGAUGCUCUCCGAGCUUCGGACCUCGAAGCUUUCUCCUCACAAGUACUACGUUCUCUACAUGCGAGCAUUUGAUGAAUUGAGGAAACUCGAGAUGUUCUUCAAGGAGGAGGCGCGGCGCGGUUGCUCUGUUAUUGAUCUGUAUGAACUUGUACAGCACGCCGGCAACAUUUUGCCAAGAUUGUAUCUCCUCUGUACCGUGGGAUCUGUUUACAUCAAAUCUAAGGAAGCCCCUGCUAAGGACGUUCUUAAAGAUCUUGUGGAAAUGUGCCGUGGAAUUCAGCAUCCUGUACGUGGGCUCUUCUUAAGGAGCUACCUCUCCCAAGUCAGCAGGGACAAAUUGCCUGAUAUUGGUUCAGAUUAUGAAGGUGACGGUGACACUGUCGUGGAUGCUGUAGAUUUCGUACUUCAAAAUUUCACAGAGAUGAACAAACUUUGGGUGCGGAUGCAACAUCAGGGGCCUGCCCGGGAAAAGGAGAAACGGGAGAAAGAAAGGAGCGAGCUACGUGAUCUUGUUGGAAAGAACCUGCACGUGCUCAGUCAGAUAGAGGGGGUUGACCUUGAGAUGUACAAAGAGACUGUGCUUCCCAGAGUUUUGGAGCAGGUUGUGAAUUGCAAAGACGAGAUUGCACAGUUCUAUCUGAUGGAAUGCAUAAUUCAAGUCUUCCCCGAUGAAUAUCAUUUGCAAACUCUUGACGUGUUGUUGGGUGCUUGUCCCCAGCUUCAGCCAUCUGUUGAUAUCAAGACAGUGCUGUCCCAGUUAAUGGAAAGGCUUUCAAAUUAUGCCGCUUCAAGUGCAGAAGUGUUACCUGAGUUCUUGCAAGUAGAAGCUUUUUCUAAAUUGAGCAAUGCCAUUGGGAAGGUGAUAGAAGCACAAGUUGACAUGCCUACUAUUGGAGUUGUAACAUUAUAUUCAUCACUUCUUAAAUUUACUCUCCAUGUACACCCGGAUCGACUCGAUUAUGCGGAUCAAGUACUGGGAGCUUGCGUUAAGAAACUCUCUGGCAAAGGGAAGAUCGAAGACAAUAAAGCAACAAAACAGAUUGUCGCACUUUUGAGUGCUCCACUUGAGAAAUAUAAUGAUAUUGUCACUGCUUUGAAGCUUUCAAACUAUCCCCGUGUGAUGGAAUAUCUGGAUAAUGAAACAAACAAAGUCAUGGCUACUGUUAUAAUUCAAAGCAUUUUGAAAAAUAAGACUCAAAUUUCAACCGCUGAAAAGAUGGAAGCAUUGUUCGAGUUGAUAAAAGGACUUAUUAAAGAUUUGGACGGGAUUCCCGAUGACGAGCUUGAUGAAGAUGAUUUCAAGGAGGAACAAAAUUCUGUUGCUCGACUUAUUCAGAUGCUUUCCAAUGAUGAUCCGGAAGAGAUGUUUAAGAUUAUAUGUACCGUGAGGAAGCACGUACUCACUGGAGGACCAAAGCGUUUACUUUUUACUGUUCCUCCCCUGGUUUUCUCUUCUCUAAAGUUGGUUCGGCAAUUGCAAGGCCAGGAAGAGAAUCCUUUUGGAGAUGAUUUAUCUACUACGCCAAAGAAAAUAUUCCAGCUUUUAAAUCAGACUAUUGAGGCUCUGUCAAGUAUUCCGGUACCAGACCUAGCAUUACGGCUGUACUUGCAAUGUGCUGAGGCUGCAAAUGACUGCGAAUUAGAACCUGUUGCAUAUGAAUUCUUCACCCAGGCAUAUAUCUUGUAUGAAGAAGAAAUCUCAGAUUCAAAAGCGCAGGUGACUGCGAUACAUUUAAUAAUUGGGACUCUCCAGAGGAUGCACGUCUUUGGUGUUGAGAACAAGGAUACUUUAACACACAAGGCCACUGGGUAUUCUGCGAAGCUUUUAAAGAAACCAGAUCAGUGCAGAGCUGUUUAUGCUUGUGGACAUCUCUUUUGGGUUGAUGAUCAGGAGAACAUGAAGGAUGGAGACAGAGUCCUGAUAUGCCUGAAACGUGCUCUAAGAAUUGCAAAUGCUGCUCAGCAAAUGUCAAAUGCGGCACGAGGCAGCACGGGUUCGGUGACACUCUUUGUUGAGAUACUGAACAAAUACCUCUAUUUCUUCGAGAAGGGUAACCCACAGAUCACCGUCGCUUCAAUUCAAAGCCUGAUCGAGUUGAUUACAAACGAAAUGCAAAGCGAGUCAACGACACCAGAUCCAGCUACAGAUGCUUUCUUUGCGAGCACGUUGCGGUACAUUGAGUUCCAGAAACAGAAAGGCGGUGCUGUCGGAGAGAAAUACGAGCCCAUUAAAGCUUGAAAUUAUCUGGAGAAAUGAUAUGAAUAGGCGUUUCUUUUUCUUUUUUUCUUUUUGAAGUUCAUAAUGGAUCUUUCUGUCUUCCAGACUGUUUCUCUUUAUAUAAAGCGUGGCUUAUGUGCUCCUUUAGU
Messenger RNA from Morus notabilis, 2544 nucleotides. Its product is annotated as vacuolar protein sorting-associated protein 35A. NCBI's taxonomy places the organism in Eukaryota, Viridiplantae, Streptophyta, Magnoliopsida, Rosales, Moraceae. The transcript has 21 exons. Gene Ontology annotation, biological process: intracellular protein transport; retrograde transport, endosome to Golgi. Gene Ontology annotation, cellular component: retromer complex; late endosome; retromer, cargo-selective complex. The coding region runs from base 44 to 2416 and encodes 790 amino acids. The record is from RefSeq and is a predicted model, not a curated record.